Molecule: messenger RNA, 4625 nt
Organism: Oncorhynchus masou masou (cherry salmon)
Lineage: Eukaryota; Metazoa; Chordata; Actinopteri; Salmoniformes; Salmonidae
Product: vacuolar protein sorting-associated protein 53 homolog
Exons: 21
Coding region: 76-2649 (857 amino acids)
Biological process (GO): retrograde transport, endosome to Golgi
Cellular component (GO): GARP complex
Source: RefSeq, a predicted model, not a curated record
UCCACAGAAGAAGAAGAAGAACAAUGUGAAGGAAGUGACCUGCCUCGGCUUUCUGCGGUAGUUUGCUAGCUGUGCAUGAUGAUGGAGGAGGAAGAAUUGGAAUUUUCGGAGGAUUUGGAGGCUAUUUUGCAUCUUACUCCAGAGGUGCAGUUGGCCAUCGAGCAGGUUUUCCCCAGUCAAGACCCAUUGGACAGAGCAGAUUUUAAUGCUGUGGAAUACAUCAAUACAUUGUUUCCCACUGAGCAGUCACUGGCAAAUAUAGAUGAUGUGGUCAACAAGAUCCGUCUGAAGAUUCGGUGUCUGGAUGACAACAUCAGGAUGGUGGUGAGAGGUCAGACCAACGUGGGCCAGGAUGGCAGACAGGCACUGGCAGAGGCCCAGGUAGCCAUCAGCCAGCUCUUUGGCAAAAUCAAAGACAUUAAGGACAAGGCUGAGAAAUCUGAGCAAAUGGUCAAAGAGAUAACGCGGGACAUCAAACAGCUGGACCAUGCUAAGCGUCACCUGACCACCUCCAUCACCACCCUCAACCACCUGCACAUGCUGGCCGGGGGCGUUGACUCUCUAGAGGCCAUGACGAGAAGGAGGCAGUAUGGCGAGGUGGCUAACCUGCUACAGGGGGUGGUCAACGUGCUGGAACACUUCCACAAAUACAUGGGCAUCCCUCAGAUCAGACAGCUCUCAGAGAGGGUGAAAGCAGCCCAAAGUGAGCUGGGGACUCAGAUCCUGGCAGACUUUGAAGAGGCCUUCCCCGCUCAGGGGUCAAAGAGAGCAGGGGGACCCAGUAAUGUUCUGAGGGAUGCCUGUCUGGUGGCCAACGUCUUGGACCCUCGCAUCAAACAGGAGAUCAUCAAGAAGUUCAUCAGACAGCACCUCUCUGAGUACAUGGUGCUCUUCCAGGAGAACCAGGACGUAGCUUGGCUGGAUAAGAUUGACCGGCGCUACGCCUGGAUUAAGCGUCAGCUGGUGGACUAUGAGGAGAAGUAUGGACGCAUGUUUCCUGAAGAGUGGUGUAUGACCGAACGCAUCGCUGUAGAGUUCUGCCACAUCACCAGGACAGAGCUGGCCAAAGUAAUGCGGACGCGGGCCAAAGAGAUUGAGGUCAAGCUGCUUCUGUUUGCCAUUCAGAGGACCACCAACUUCGAGGGGCUGCUCGCCAAGCGCUUCUCUGGGUGCACCCUCACCAACGGGCCCAGGUGUUGUUUUCAGGUGAAAAAGCCUGAGCCACCACUGGAGUCCACCAACCCUUUCCUGGAGGACGAGGUUGGAGAUGAUGGUUCAGAGAUGGAGGAGGAUCUGGAUAGGCCCAAGAAGCACAAGGCUCCUGACAACCCCUUCCAUGGCAUCAUUUCCAAGUGCUUUGAGCCUCACCUCUAUGUCUACAUCGAGUCUCAGGACAAGAACCUGGGGGAGAUGAUUGACCGUUUUGUGUCAGACUUCCGGGCGCAGGGCCCCACCAAGGCGGGCACGGAGGACGGGGGAGCAGUGCUGCCCAGCUGUGCUGACCUGUUUGUCUACUAUAAGAAGUGCAUGGUGCAGUGCUCCCAGCUCAGCACAGGGGAACCUAUGAUCGCCCUCACCACUAUCUUCCAGAAGUACCUCAGAGAGUAUGCCUGGAAGAUACUGUCUGGAAACCUGCCCAAGACUAGCAGUAAUAGUGGAGGACUGACCAUCAAGAGUCUACUGCAGGAGAAGGAGGGUUCGGAGGCUGCUAAGUUCAAUGUGGAGGAGCUGUGUCUCAUCUGUAGCAUCCUCAGUACUGCAGAGUACUGUCUAGCCACCACACAGCAGGUUAGAACACACACACACACACACUCAAACGGGUCUAGACUUAACGUUAAACUUAUUCUGUGUCAGUUGGAGGAGAAGCUGAAGGAGAAGGUGGAUAAGACUCUGGUGGAGAGAAUCAACCUGAAUGGAGAGAUGGACACCUUCAGCAAUGUGAUUUCCAACAGUAUCCAGUUGCUUGUUCAGGACCUGGACGCUGCCUGUGAUCCUGCUCUCACUGCCAUGAGCAAGAUGCCAUGGCAGACUGUAGAGCAUGUAGGUGACCAAAGUCCCUACGUGACGUCAGUCAUCAUGCACAUCAAACAGAACGUCCCCAUCAUCAGAGGGAACCUGGCCUCCACACGAAAAUACUUCACCCAGUUCUGCAUCAAGUUCACCAACUCUUUUAUUCCUAAAUUCAUCAACCACUUGUUCAGGUGUAAGCCUAUCAGCAUGGUGGGGGCUGAACAGCUCCUCCUGGACACCCACUCCCUGAAGACAGUGUUGUUGGAUCUGCCCUCUAUAGGGUCUCAGGUGGUCCGCAAGGCCCCAGCCAGCUACACCAAGAUAGUCGUGAAGGGGAUGACCCGCGCUGAGAUGAUCCUCAAGGUGGUCAUGGCCCCCCAUGAACCCUCUGUGGUGUUUGUGGAUAACUACAUCAAGCUCCUCGCUGAUGGAAACCCAGAGACCUUCCAGAAAACUCUGGAUAUGAAAGGGUUGAAGCGCAGUGAGCAGAGCAGCAUGUUGGAGCUCUUCAGACAGAGGUUACCCACUCCACCCUCAGGGGCCGACGGAGGCCCCUCUCUCUCCUUCAGCACCCCCACCCCCGAGCAGGAGAACUCGCGCAUACGCAAACUGGAGAAGCUCAUCAAAAAGAGACUAUAAGCGUGCACACACUCAUCACCAUACCACACACAAAUGAUUCCAGUAAUUCAUCUCAAAUACUUUUUCUUGCUCUGUUCAAACAUAAUGGAGAAUUGCAGGCAGAGUAAAGACAUUAUUGUCUCAUUUUUGUUAGGAGCAUUAAUGACCCUAAUGAUUUCAAAGUCAACUGUGAAAUUAUGAAGAAAUUUCCUCAGCUGCAGAGCUGUUGGUACGUAUUACUCAUUUACUUCUGUAUUUCUUUUCUGCUUCUCUUUUUAUGACACUAAAUACCCAAGCUUUGUAAAUGUUAAAUGUAGACUAUAUCAUACAUACGCUAUGCAUUUUAACAAAAUGUGUUUGCACUUAGACUGAGCUACUAACUAAAAACGGCUUUAGGAGCAAUUUGCUGCCGCUUUGGCACCUAUCCUCCCAGUCCCAGACUGAGAACAAGGAACUUCAAUGCGUUUGAAGCUUACAUUAUGAUAUUCUCCAGUCCUGUGCCUUUGUGUGUUUCUCUUGGUUCCCUGUUCAAGGGGAGGAUGCAGUUAGUUAGGAGUUUGUAUGUUUCCAGUGUCCCUUCACAACAAGAACACCCUCCAGGUGGAUGGACCGCAUCCCACCAUACAUUGUCUCCAGGUUCAGUGGUUAAGCCCCCAGGUCCAGGACAGAGAGGAUCUUGGGAUUUCCUAUCCCCUCAAUUAGACACGAGACAGUUUCUGUGCUUUUUGAAAAUCCCCCAUGAAAUGAGAACCAGUCAAAGCCUUUUAACUCUGGCCCUUCGCCAGGAACUGUGUAUGCGUGUGAGACAUUAAGCAUGUUCAUUUAUUUAAGCUCUAUUUCCCCAUGUAAUUCCUUGCUGACAUUUAUAAAACGCUCAAUCUGAAGUGUAUUUGUGUGUGUGUGUGUGUGUAUAUAUAUGAAUGUAUGUAUGUGUGUAUAUAUAUAUAUAUAUAUGUGUGUGUCUGAAUCGAUUUGAUUACAGUGAGGGAGAGUUGCAAUACUUUAUAACAGAGGAACUCAUGUACACUGUUGUACAAGGAUGCAUUGUACAAUAUUAUAUUGAUUUCUGUUUAAGAUUUGUCUAAACCUUUUUUAUUUUCUGUUAUUCCGGGCCUCUGUUUGACAUUGACAGGCCUAGAUUACCUGUCAAUAAUAAUGAAAACUUACUGACACUCCCAUUAUGCUUGUUUGCACUGAGCUGCACUGGGGUCGGAAUGCAAUCAUGGUUACAUUAAGACACUGUGUAAGAUUGAAAUACCGCUAGUUUUCCCAGAAAACAUCCCUGUACAUCCUCAUGCUAGCUAGCAGUAGCCACUGCGCCCAGUUUGGAAUGACAGUGUCAGCCAAUCAGCUCCUUUAUUGUUCAACCAUGGUGCUUCACGGCGUCCCAGUACAGCUCAAGUAUAAUGGUAGGGUUGGUAUCUUCUGGCAUGUUCUCAUUAUGAUUGACAGGUCAUCUAGGCCUCUCAGUGUCACAGAGGCCUGGAAUAACAACAGAAAAGAAAAAGGUUUAGACAAAUCUUCAACAACAAAAAACAUACAUUGUAGAAAAUGAUCAUUGUAUAACUGAACAUGAGUUUCUGUUAGACAGGGAACUGAGAAGUUAGCACAAUGAUGCUAGUGGAGAACAAUAAUAUAUUAUUGACCACAGUUGCUUUUCAUACUGUCAUUGAGCUAAUUAUUUCUACUGUGACUUGCUUCGGAUAAAGUACUUAUUGCAUGUAACAGCAAAUACUCUGGAUCAGUGAUCAUUUGAGGUGGUUCUUUCAUAUUAUUUGGUGGUGUAGCACAAGAUAAGGAUGGGUCUGAAGAAUGUGUCUGUCAAGUAUCUAUUCUAAAUAAUUGUGGUUGAGGCAUGAACGAUUGUUUUUGGAUUUCAUCCUUGGAAAUCCUUAUUUUCCUCGAGAUAAAUGUAUGUAUUAAUAUAUUAAUCCCUUUCAUGUACACAUUCAUGCCUUUAGUUAAUAAGAAUAAAAUCAUGUUACGUUAUAUUGUCA